CUUUUUGAAAACUAUUUUUAAAUAUUUUUAUAAGUACAUGUGUUCUUUUUUUAUAAGUACAUAUGUACUUACAUCCAUACAUAUGCAACAUAAAUUGAAUACAAGUCUAAACUUAAACUCAGCAAAACUUUCCUAAAAAAUGAACAAACUGUCAUACUUUGUUAACAAUUUGUUGAAACGAAAAAAAAAAGAGAAAGCUAACGAAAAUAUUCAAUCAGUAACUUUUAAACUCAAACUAAAUGGUUUUGCUGUUAAACCACCUGUGAAAGUACCAGAAUUCAUUUCGAUUCGUGAUGUAUUAAACAACUGCAACAUUGUUCAUGAUCUUAAAGGUAAGCUUGUUAUGUCUACAAAACCACCGGAACAAUCAAUUAUUGCAGCAUUAGGAAACAGUUUAAUCGGAGCCUUGUAUGACGCUUAUAAGAAUCACUAUGCUAUUUCAAUUCGCCCUGAUGAUGUCUGGUUAACAAUUAUCAUAGAACUAGCAGACUACAUUGAUAAACACGCCGAAGAGAUGCGUUAUCUUUUUGUAAACCACGAGGGGAAAAAGAAGUUAACAGUUAUUAGCAAUGCUGCUGGCGAUUUUUCCCGUUUAACCAAAAUAAUGUCAGAUCUUAUUGGUGAAAAUACUAAAGACAACUUGCGCGAUUUUAUUGAGCCUCAGUUUACUACCACUACGCCCAACGACAGUUUAAUUGCGCGAGUAGCGCUAAUGGGAACUGUGAAAAACUAUUUUAAAUAUGAAUUUUUAUUGGUAUGUGGGAUACCUCAGGUAACUUUAAUGGGAACAAUUGGCGACUGGAUAAAACUAAAAGAAAAAAUUAUUGAACUUGGUAAGAGAUUUGCUGAAAAUCAACCAGAGCUAGGUUGGUGGAGUAAUAUUUUAGUUCCUAUUGCCGAUAAAUUUAUUAAAAGUUAUAAUGGAAAUCCUAAUGAUAAUUUUUGGCAAAGUUGCAUUGAUUUUCAUGCUGCUCGAGGUUUACCAUCAUGCAUUAAUCCAAACAACAAAAGGAAGCCAAGUUACUUAACUGGAUGGGCAUUAGCAUUUUCGCCUUUUUUUGAAGGUCAAUGGCGUUUAAAUAAACCAGAAAAAAUUUUAAAAUCGGGUUCUUAUGGAAAAGUUCCUUCACAUCAAUCAAAACUCAGCGUUGUUAAAGUUGAUAUUGAAUUAAAUGGAAAGAAUGCUUGUUUUUAUGCAGGUAGCAUCGUCAACACAUACCAGAAUGAUACAAACACUAUUCGACCCAACUUUGAUUUUGCUAUGUUUAUGAUCCCAUAAUUAAAUUACAUAAAAAGAACUAUUUAAAAACCAUCCAUAAGACUUUUAUAUUGUGAACUUAUGUUUAACAUAUAUUUUGUUUAACAUACUUUGUGCUUAAAACAUUUUAUGGUUAACAUAAUUGAAGUUUAAUAUA
Hydra vulgaris (swiftwater hydra) is the source of this 1415-nucleotide messenger RNA. RefSeq lists its product as uncharacterized. Lineage: Eukaryota; Metazoa; Cnidaria; Hydrozoa; Anthoathecata; Hydridae. The record is from RefSeq and is a predicted model, not a curated record.